This is a messenger RNA of Gilbertella persicaria, 1265 nucleotides long. RefSeq lists its product as uncharacterized. The transcript has a single exon. The record is from RefSeq and is a predicted model, not a curated record. The coding region runs from base 98 to 1234 and encodes 378 amino acids. Gene Ontology annotation, molecular function: oxidoreductase activity. NCBI's taxonomy places the organism in Eukaryota, Fungi, Mucoromycota, Mucoromycetes, Mucorales, Choanephoraceae.
CGCAAUUGGCAAAUCGUGUUUGCCACAAGAUAAAAGAGGCAAUAAAAAAACAAACAGAGAGAUACUAUUUCUUGUUUGACUCUCUUAUAUUGCACUUAUGUCUGCUGCUGCUGUCUCUCAACAAUCAAUUAUUGAACCUACCAAGAAAAACUGGCGUGGAUUUUUACUGGAUGGUGACAAUCAUUCAGCCAAAGCAGAAUUCCCUGAUCGUAUUACAGGUCCUUCUGUUUGGGACGGUGGAGAGCUAGAAAGUCAACCUGAGAAAUGGAUUUAUUACUUGACACCUGAAGACAUUGCUGAUAUUGAUCAAGCCCUCAAUCACUUUGUUUCACUUGACUUGCCUUUAAGUGAUAUUGCUCCUGACAAUUUUCCUUUAAAUCAUUUCAAGGACGUUAUUCUCAAGGAACGCGAAAACCUGUUUAGUGGUCUUGGCUUUGGACUCUUGCGUGGGUUUCCUAUAACUCGCUAUGAGCGUAAAGAGCAAAUCAUUAUCUUUAUGGGUAUCGGUUCUUAUAUUGGUGUUCGUAAACCUCAAAAUGGUAAAGGGCAUGUCUUGGGCCAUGUAAAAGACUUGACAGAGAAUUCAACAACAAAAACUGUCUAUAAAGAUGAUGACCCUACAACUCGUAUUUAUGCAACACGUCGAGCCCAGCCUUUUCAUGUGGAUGGUACUGACGUUGUGGCUCUUUUGUGUCUAUCGGAAGGUCAUGAAGGUGGUCUCAGCUCCAUCAUUUCCUCUCAUACAGUCUAUAACCGUUUGCGUGAACUGCGUCCUGAUAUUGUGGAGUUAAUGAAACAGCCAUGGUUAUGGGAUCGCAAAAAUGAGCAUGGGCCUGAUGAACCCGGAUAUCUCGCUGCUUCUCCAUUGACUUACUACAAGAACCAUUUGUUUACCUUUUGGGGCCCUCAUUUCUUUGAAACAGUCAAUCGUUUUCCUGGAGUUCAUGUUGAAAAAGAAAAGUUUGAAGCCAUGCAUUAUAUUCAAGAAUUAUGUGAGCGUGAAGCACUCAAUAUGAAGCUGGAAGUAGGGGAUAUUCAAUUAGUACAAAACUAUCAAAUUCUGCAUGCCCGUACUGCUUAUACUGAUACUCCUGGUAAGACUCGUCAUUUAUUGCGUUUAUGGUUCUUGGUGAAUCCACAAGAAGUUGGUUGGGAAAUGCCAUUUGCUCAAGGUGACUAUAAUUAUAAUUAUCAAUAUGCCAAACAGCAAGUUGUACCACUUGAAGCAGAAUAAUUUAUACACUAUAACAAUAAACAAAAGCAAU